Messenger RNA from Xiphias gladius (swordfish), 1494 nucleotides. RefSeq names its product activator of basal transcription 1 (gene abt1). Gene Ontology annotation, molecular function: RNA binding. Gene Ontology annotation, cellular component: nucleolus. NCBI's taxonomy places the organism in Eukaryota, Metazoa, Chordata, Actinopteri, Istiophoriformes, Xiphiidae. The record is from RefSeq and is a predicted model, not a curated record. The transcript is spliced from 5 exons. Gene Ontology annotation, biological process: endonucleolytic cleavage to generate mature 5'-end of SSU-rRNA from (SSU-rRNA, 5.8S rRNA, LSU-rRNA); small-subunit processome assembly; endonucleolytic cleavage in 5'-ETS of tricistronic rRNA transcript (SSU-rRNA, 5.8S rRNA, LSU-rRNA). Bases 105 to 944 code for a protein of 279 amino acids.
CGUGGCGCUCUGUUUCGUCAUUUAAACGCGACAGAGCUGUUGCACGUGAGCUCGAGCAGACGCUGUUUAACGUUUGAAGUUGAUGAAGUGAUCAGAGUGCAGAGAUGGAGAGAAAAGAAGGAGACGAGGAGAGGAACACUACAGCUAGGAGAGAAGAGGAGGAGAAGGGAGCAGAUGCAGACAUGGAUGAUGAUGAUGAUGAUGAAAAAGAUGAUGGAGAUGCUGCUGGGAUGAAGAAGACCCAACAAAAAGAUGUUGGAGUGACUUCCUGUUCAAACCGGAAGUGUGUUCCAGGUAUUAUCUACCUGGGUCACAUUCCUCCGAGGCUCCGUCCCAAGCACCUGAGGAACCUGCUGUCAGUUUUUGGAGAGAUCGGACGAAUAUUCCUGCAACCCGAAGAUGGUCAGGUGAGGAGGAGAAAGAGGAAGUCUGGUUUGAGGAGGUGUGAUUUUACUGAAGGAUGGGUGGAGUUCAGAGAUAAACGAGUGGCAAAGAGAGUGGCAGCGUCUCUCCACAACACACCAAUGGGAACCAGGAAACGCCAACGCUUCUCCUCCGACCUCUGGUGCAUCAAGUACCUGCACAGGUUCCAGUGGACUCAUCUGAGUGAGCGGCUGGCCUACGAGCAGACAGUUCUGCAGCAGAGACUAAGGACUGAAGUCUCUCAGGCGAAGAGAGAGACAAACUUUUACCUUAACAAUGUGGAGAAGAGCGCUCACCUGGACAACCUGAGGAGGAAAAGACAGAGAGAUGGACAACAGGUGGACGAGAAGAUGUGGGACUUCACUCAGCGGCAGACAGAGGAAGAGAUCCAGAUGAAGAAGAAGAAGAAGAAAGACUCCAUUACUGAGAAGCACCAGGACAAGGCCCGCCUCAUACAGCAGAAGAGCCAAUCAAAUGUCUCAUUGCUGACCAGGAUUUUCAACUCCAACCAAACAGACUGACAGAAAAAAGGCAGGUGAUUGGCUGUUUUGAGAGGACUGUUUCGAUAGAAACACUAAGCAGAUUGUGAUGAACUGGUGCUGACACACCCACCUUCACCAGCCAAUCACAGGCCAGUCUGACCUGGGAGCGGAACCGUCAGAGCAGCCAGCUGAUCUGAUUGACCAAUCAUCCAUCAGAUCAUCUGAUUGAAUAAUCUGAUUGGAGUUAACUGCUGUUUGAGCAGAUUUUCUUCAGUUUAUAAAACCCAUUAAUGUUUUCAGAAUUCUGUACCUAAUGACUUAAUGAGCUCGUUAAGUCUUCUGUACUUGAUUUAUCAAGCCUAAAUCUUCUGUACUUCUGUACUUAACAUGCACGUUAAUGUGGAUACAGAAGAGGUAGCUCCUCAAGCUUUCUGUACCCGCCUUAACAAGCUCGUUAACGCUUCUGUAACCGCCUAAAUGAGUUUGUUAGAAUUUGUGUUUGAUAAUAUCAGUACGUGUUUUUCAGAUUAAUUAUUGUCUUUUUGUGAACGUUUGUAAACUGCUGUAAUAAAAGUCAUUUAACUGUUUA